Oppia nitens is the source of this 979-nucleotide messenger RNA. RefSeq lists its product as uncharacterized. The record is from RefSeq and is a predicted model, not a curated record. Bases 102 to 875 code for a protein of 257 amino acids. The transcript has 3 exons. NCBI's taxonomy places the organism in Eukaryota, Metazoa, Arthropoda, Arachnida, Sarcoptiformes, Oppiidae.
UAAUAUUAUCUAAUAUAUCUGGGUUAAUUGAAUAAUUUCUAUAUAUACAAAAUUUUAAUAUAACAGAGUUUUAACAAUUAGUGAUACUGGCAAACUAAAUAAUGGCAAAAAUUGUACUAGCUAUAAUUUUGCUUAUCGGUGCUAUAGUUAUUAACAUUGCUCAAGUGGACAGUCUAACAUCAUUUAGACAUCAUGGAGGAGGAGGAGGAGUAGGAGGAGGAGGACAUGGAUGUAAUUGUCCUGAAAACAAGUUCAAUGUCUAUCAACUAUUCAUACGCCAUCAGCUACCUGUACUGGCCCAAAAGUAUCAUGAUCAAUUUGAUCAAUUAAGUCAAUUGCUGAACAAACUGUUUAGUGAUCUGGGUCAGGCUAAUCUGGAUAAGGAUCUAGGAUUUAUAUUGCAAGAUGACCUGGGUAAUGGCCUGAUUAGCUCAUUGACCCGAUGUAUGCGUGCCUAUCAAGCAAUACUGGCCACGAAAAACAAACAACUAUCCGAUUUGAUUGGUUUGGCCGCCGGGCUAUUGGACACAAUAUCCCGGGAAAUACAUCAAACAUUUGAAUCGUUAACCAGUGGUAAACAACGUUCAGGUACUCCAAUAUUUACCCGACAAUUGGGCGAUCUAUUGGUUAGGCUAUCGACUAGUAUUGCCGGAGAUUUAUCAGCCAAUGAUUUACCGAAAUUUCAACAGUUGUUACCCGAUUUUUUCGGCCGAAUUGGCCGUAAUUUUGAUUGUGUAGUCCAGGAACAGGCGAAACGUUUGGCCAAAAAUAAAAUUCCCGAAGAUUUGAAAAAAAUUAAUGAAUUUUUACAGAAAUUCAAUGAUUUAAUUAAAAAGAUUAUCAAUGGUUUCAAUGGCGAAUCAAAACAACAGUAGUAUUAUAACUACUAACCCCCUAACACCCCCUCCCCUCCCUCUCUCACCUAUGGUUUACAUACACUUGCAAUGUAUACGGAAAUUUGAUUUAUUUAUUUAAUUUU